Molecule: messenger RNA, 1508 nt
Organism: Vitrella brassicaformis
Lineage: Eukaryota; Vitrellaceae
Source: the annotation of a GenBank genome assembly
UGACACACAGAUGCACAUUGCCCACUCACAGAUGACCAACUGCAUGUACCCCACCCUCAUGCACCCAUGGUACAUCCACCCACCGCACGGUUCAACAUGGAGGCUCCCUGAAUUGAAUCACCCCCCCUACAUACCACCACACACAUUCCCAUCCCCUCAGUCUCUCAUUCUCCACUAUCAAACCAAUCAAUCGGCCGGCCACAGAAGCCCCUCAGCACAGCACAGCACAACACAACACAACACGAGCACGAGAGAUAGAGCGAGGUACGAACGCAGCCUCGCUCUCCCAUUUGGACGAGUGAAGCGGCCACACGCAUCGCAUCCACACCAAUCAGUCCACACAACACGGCUUCGCACACAACCGCCAUCGGACAAACAAACACACACACAAACACACACACACGACUUGACAAAAGAGGCGCUCUGCCUACACUCCACAAACAAACAACCAGACUGAGUCACGACGUGACAUGAUUGCUCUCAUCAGACGAUGGACACAGGCCUGCCUACGGUGCGCUGCUGCACUCGUGCGGUCGGCAGGAGUGACCAAACGAGAUUUCGCUCCCACCGCCAGGAAAUCAGGCGAGCCACCCCGAAGAGCAAGAAGAGUACCAGGUAUACCCAGAAGAGCACCAUCUGCCCCCCCAGGGCAAGCACACAAAGGAAGGGCACACAGACACCCCACAUUGCCUCGCGAUACACGAUGCUCCACGUCACGGCCAGUGCAAUGGUAUUCUCCACCCCCGAUAUGGCAUAGAUCCCAACACACCGAGUGACCAGCGCGAAAAUCACGAAGCCCACGCCGACUGCGCCGAAUCCGAUGGCCACACACAGCCCGGGGUCCAUCUCGUACUCGUCGGCAAACUCCAGCGUGGCGCGGGUGAAGUCCUGGAUGAGAGCGAUGAAGUAGAUGGGAAGGCUGAACAGAAUCAACUGCAGGGUGUGCGUCGCCAGCUGGUGCUUGGACUUGCGGUGAGGGAAGGUGGCGCCACCCAGAGGCGCCAGGACAGCCAUUCUUUUGGAGAAGGACCACCAGCAUGACGCCAGGACACCCACAGCCACGACAGGGAGGGCGAACCACAGCCAUGCCAGGGAGGCGGGAAUCAGAUGGAAGAGCACCGGGAGGAAGAACCACAGCUGAUGGGUCAGGAUGAGCUGAUAAAAGUCAAUGCUCCCGAACUAAAGACAGACACACAGACAAACAGACAAACAGACAGACAGACAGACAGAGGCAACCAACCGACCACGGUCAGAGAUGGCGAUGGAACGUCCUCUCUCGGGAGAUCUCACCCUGCGAAUCUCCGGCGGCUGGCUGACAUCACUGUUGGCUUCGCCGGAAUCGCCAGGCGUGACGAGAGGAGCGUACGCGAGACCACCAUUGUCGGUGCUGGGCGCUUCCCCGUCGUGCAGCUGGACGGCGUCUGGCAUCUCAAUAACCGUAACUCAGGAAGGCUCAAGGAAGGAUCAGUACGACAGAAUCAUACACCCGGGACCUCGCUUCCUCCCCU